Molecule: messenger RNA, 323 nt
Organism: Caenorhabditis sp. 36 PRJEB53466
Lineage: Eukaryota; Metazoa; Nematoda; Chromadorea; Rhabditida; Rhabditidae
Source: the annotation of a GenBank genome assembly
AUGCUCAGUGAUAUCAACGAGGAGGAGUUGGAGAAGGUUCGCUUUUUUGUUUUAUAUGGUUCUGAUUUUUUACAACUUUGAUGUUAUAGAUCGGAAGUGUUGAAGGUGUGAAUCAUUUGAGUCAAGGGAUGUUCCGUGACCCUGCGUUCUCGGUCAGUGGAAUCAUACAUGGACCGAACUCCCGGUUCAUGAUUCCCUUGUCUUUUCAACGGUACGGGAAUCACGAACAUGUCAACAUACUGGGUGUUGAUUCGCUGCGCAAGAUGAAGCUCAAUUUGGAUAUCAACUGGGAUCAGGACACAUUCAAACUAAUUAGAAAGUAA